Molecule: messenger RNA, 7554 nt
Organism: Chenopodium quinoa (quinoa)
Lineage: Eukaryota; Viridiplantae; Streptophyta; Magnoliopsida; Caryophyllales; Amaranthaceae
Biological process (GO): protein phosphorylation; recognition of pollen
Molecular function (GO): ATP binding; protein serine/threonine kinase activity
Source: RefSeq, a predicted model, not a curated record
GGGAUCAUCAUUGUUGCUGACAAAAUAAUCCUUGUGACUUAUUUUAUGGUCAAAUGAUAGGCCCAAAUAAUUGAGCAUGAUGGUGAUUUUUAUUACUUAGGUCCUAAUCAAAUACUAGCCACUUUUCCAAGUAGUUUCCCUUUCACAUUUUACUAAUUUGACUAUUUGAGUCAUAUAUACCAGCUACCAAGUUUUAGGAUGUAGACUCAUUCAAGAAAAAAAUAGUAAUGCUACUAAUGAGUAAAGUUUAUAUUCACAAAUCACUGUAAUUAGAGAUAAUUACAAGAGAGUAAUAGCUACUUAGCUUGCACAUGUAAAGGAUAUCGAGAAAGUACUCAAGAGUAGCUAAUAAGGCGGCAGAUUAAUUAGACUAUCUACAGACUAAAGUUGGCUAACCAAACCGACUACUCGGUGAGACCUUAAAACAGUUCUUAAGCACUUCUUAUUAUUAAUCAUUUUUAUUCUAAAGCAACUUAAGCUCAUUGGCUUCCUGCCAAACCUUAAUCCAUCCAACUCACAUGUCAAAGUUGACAACCAGGUCAAAACUCCCGAAUAUAAACAUAUGAACCAAACUAUACAACCAUGUCGGCAAGUCCAUAAGUUUUCAAUGGCAAGCUCUAGACCUCACAAAGUCACAAUACGAAGUCAAGCAUACCUGUGGUGCUAAACAAAGAGAAGACUUGUGCUUCAAACAUUAAAGAUAUUUAAACAAUUAGCCAAAAUCAAAUCAUAUGAUUCCAUGUAACUUCGACUUUAAUUAUAAAAAAAAAAAUGAUUCAAAUUUAUGCAUUUUUUCUUUACAUAUUACCACUUGGUUUAGAAUUAUGCUCAGCGGCCACAGCCAUAAGCAGCAUAACACCAACACAGAUCCUAAAAGACCCAGAAACUAUAGUCUCCAAAAAUAGUUUAUUUAGGCUUGGGUUUUUCAGCCCUGCUAAUUCGACAAAUCGCUAUGUUGGUAUCUGGUAUAAUCUCCCUUCUGUAAAGGAAGUCAUAUGGGUAGCUAACAGGAAUAGUCCUCUCACUGAUUCUAAUGGAGUGCUUAGAUUAUCAGUUGAUGGGAAUCUGCAAGUUGAGAAUUCAAGAAAUGUGACACUUUGGUCUUCAAAUGUCACUCAUCCUGCCACAAAAUUCUCAGUUGCUCAACUUUCGGAUUUUGGGAGCCUUGUUGUCCAAGGAUUUCCAUCCAAUGCAACCCCUGAAAAUGGGACUAUCAUAUGGCAGAGUUUUGAGCACCCGGCAGAUUCAGUUUUACCAAAUAUGAGGUUCAUCCUUACCUCAAAUUCUGAUUUGAGGCGGGUCUUGCAAGCUUGGAAAAGCUCUUCAGACCCAUCAAAUGGAAGAUUCUCAAUUGGCACUAAUUCCUUAGGCCUAUUCCAGAUCAUCAUCUGGGAUGGAGAUCGUCCACAUUGGCGAAGUGGUCCUUGGAAUGGCAACAUUUUCAUAGGGACAAGAUACCAUAACACUGGCUAUGGUAAUAUCUUGGUCAAUACCGGGUCAUUCACACAAGAAACAGUCGGUGGAAUGCUUUCCCUGGUGUUUGCUGGUGCAAAUGAGACUUUGAUGUCACAUUAUGCAAUAACUUAUCAGGGAAUAAUAGCUCAAAGAUGGUGGGAUGAUAGCAUUAAGAAUUGGGGGAUCUCAUGGAAGGCCCCAGAUAACGUGUGUGAUAUUUAUGGGAAAUGUGGGGAAUUUGGCAGCUGCAGACCUUAUAGUUCCCCAAUCUGCAGUUGUUUGAAAGGUUUUGAACCUAAAAACAAAGAAGAAUGGAAGAGAGGAAAUUGGUCGAGUGGGUGUGCAAGAAGAAAGCAACUGCAAUGUGGUCUACCAGGGAGUAAACAAGAUGGGUUUCUGAGAUUAAGCAUGAUGAAAGUGCCAGAAAAUGCUGAAUUGAUUACAGGAUUGAACAUAGAUCAGUGCAGAAGUGCAUGCCUUACAAAUUGCUCUUGUUUGGCUUAUGCAUAUGAUACCCAGAUCACAUGUUUGACAUGGAGUGGAAACUUAAUCGAUGUUGCAGACCUUUCCCCUGGCGGGGUUGAUCUAUACCUUCGGCUUGCACAAUCUGAGCUAAGUAAUAAUAUAAACAUCAAAGCAAUAGUUGCAGCCAGUGUAAUUUCAGGAACAGCGGCAGUUGCUGCCAUCAUAUGGUUCCUUUGGAGGAGAUCAAAAUCGAAAGGUAAAGUGCCAUGCUUACCAAUCAAGAGAGUUGAGAGAAGCCAAGCAACACCUAACGCACAUGUGUUUAGAGACAAGAGCCAAGUUAUGAUUGAAGACUUGCAAAUAUUGGAAUUUGACAAGUUGGCUGAGGCAACAGACAGCUUCCAUGAGUAUAAUUUGCUCGGAGCUGGUGGAUUUGGGCAAGUAUACAAAGGAAAACUGGAAGACGGACAGGAAAUAGCAGUAAAGCGACUGUCAAGAGCAUCUGGACAAGGUGCAGAAGAGUUUAUGAAUGAGGUUGCAUUAAUUUCAAAACUUCAACACCGCAAUCUAGUGAAACUGCUGGGAUGCUGUGCUGAAGGCGAGGAAAAAAUGCUGAUAUAUGAGUUCAUGCCAAAUAAAAGCUUGGAUACAUUUCUAUUUGAUCCAGAAAAGCGCAAAUCUUUAGACUUGCAAAAAUGCUUCAACAUCAUAGAAGGGGUAUGCCGAGGCCUACUUUACCUUCACAGAGAUUCCAGAUUAAAAAUUAUCCACAGAGACCUCAAAGCAAGUAAUAUUCUGCUGGAUAAAGACCUCAAUCCAAAAAUUUCAGACUUUGGCAUGGCUAGAAUUUUCGGGGGUAACCAGGAUCAAGCUAGUACUCAAAGAGUUGUUGGAACAUAUGGUUACAUGUCUCCAGAGUAUGCAAUGGAAGGACACUUCUCUGAAAAAUCAGAUGUAUUCAGCUUCGGAGUGGUACUGAUUGAGAUAGUAAGCGGAAAAAAGAAUAACAACUACUGGUAUCAGGAAGACUCCCUGAGUCUCUUAGGAUAUGCCUGGAAAUUGUGGAGAGAAGACAAUAUCAUUUUAUUGAUCGACCCGUCCAUUAAUAGUGCACCCUUCCAAGCUGAGACAGUAAGAUGUAUACAUGUAGGGCUAUUGUGUGUUCAAGAACUCGCCAAAGACAGGCCAAACAUGUCAACCGUCAUCUCCAUGCUUUUAAGUGAUAUAACAGAGCUUCCAAAUCCAAAACCACCCGGGUUUGUUCAACGCCAGCUGUCGUCUGAUACAGGGUCAUAUCAGAUCACUGAACAAACUUCUUCCACAAAUUAUGUUACUGUAACAUCUUUGGCUGCUCGAUACAUUACAAUGAAAAAGUUCAUUCAUGAUGGAGAAACCAUAAUAUCCGGUGAUGGUACUUUCAAGCUGGCCUUUUUCAGCCCACCACACUCUACAGACCGCUAUGUCGGCAUCUGGUACAACAAAGUUUCAGAGAUGAAUGUUGUUUGGGUUGCAAACAGAAACAACCCUCUAAAUGACUCUUCAGGUUUAUUCAAGAUCACAGAGGACGGCGAUCUAAAAGUGUUGAAUGGUCAGAAAGAGAUCCUAUGGCAGUCAAAUGUCACAUAUAGGGCCACUAAUUUGUCAAAAGCUCAGCUUUUAGAUUCUGGAAACUUGGUAUUACUCAGUUCUAAUAGUACAAUAUUAUGGCAAAGUUUUGAUCACCCCACCAACACAAUGUUUCCAAAAAUGAGUACGACUUUCAACAAAGAAAACUAUAAAAAUCCUCUUUUACAAUCUUGGAGAAGCCCAUCGAAUCCCUCGGAAGGAAGGUUCUCUCUUCGCCUUGAUUCUGUUAUUCUCCCAGAGUUUAUUAUAGGGAACAAUGAUCGCCCAUAUUGGAGAAGCGGGCCUUGGAAUGGUAACAUGUUUAUUGGAAUUCAGGUUAAUUACCCUGACUUCCAUAGUCAUGGAUUGAGUGUUCAAAAUGAUGACCAGGGAACCAUUACAGUGGUGUAUUCAAACCCCGAAAAUUCUUUGUCAAACAUAGAAUUAGACUACCAAGGAAAUUUAAUCCAACAGUACUGGGAUGAUACUAAUGGGCUUUCACCCAAAGAACAAAGAAGAGUGGGACAAAGGAAACUGGAGCAGUGGGUGUACACGAAGGACGAGCUUCAAUGUGGAGUAAAAGGUGCAAAAGAUGAUGUGUUCUUUAGGCUAAAGAUGAUGAAAGUGCCAGCAAAUACUGAGUGGUCACCAGGGUUAGAUGAAAGCAGGUGCAGAAGCCACUGCUUGAGAGAUUGUUCAUGCUUAGCUUAUGCGUAUGACAUUGGUGUGGGGUGUAAGAACAGUAAAAUAAAAAUAAUUAUAGCAGUAACAGGAGCUUCAGUGUCUGCCACCCUUGUAGCUAUUGUAUACUUCUUGUGUAAGAGGAAGUCUAAACAAGGAAAGAAAACUGAAAAUUAUAAAGCAUUGUUGAAUAUUCUUGGCAACAAUAAAGCUCUAGACUGGGCGAACAUUGCUUUGGUAGCUGACCUAGUGAUUUAUGAUCCAUGCUUCCACGAUGAGUUUCUGUUAAAUACCAUGUAUUAUCUGUAUUCAAUUAGUUUCUUCUCUUUUUUUCUAUUGCAACAAACUUCAGCUUUAGACAAAAUUAUAGCUAGCAAGUUCCUUACAGACCCUGAAACUAUAGUCUCUAGUAAUGGUGCAUUUAAACUGGGGUUCUUUAGCCCCCCUAACUCGACACACCGUUAUGUAGGAAUCUGGUAUAGUAAACUCACCACGAGUAACGUUGUGUGGGUGGCUAACCGGAACAAACCUCUGAAAGAUUCAACUGGUGGAGCAAUCAGAAUAUCUGAUGAUGGCAAUCUUCGAGUCCUGAAUGCUCAAAACCAUACACUUUGGUCCUCGAAUAUUAAUGUUUCUGUCUCCAGCAACACUAACAGAAGUAUAGUAUCAGAAGCGCAGCUCUUAGACUCUGGCAACCUAGUUUUGGCGGAUCAAGAGGGCAUGAUCUUGUGGCAGAGCUUUAAGCACCCAACUGAUACAGCUUUGCCAAAUAUGAAACUUACUGUCAACAAGAAUUCUGACAUGAGGAAAAUGUUACAGGCCUGGAAUGGCCCUUCAGACCCGUCUUCUGGAAGGUUCUCGGUUGGCAUUGAUUCUUUUGCCUUCCCACAGCUUGUCAUUUACAAUAAUGAUCAGCCUUACUGGAGGAGUGGUCCAUGGAAUGGCCACAUCUUUACUGCAAUACAAAAUAACGAGACUGAUGAGUUCAAUGAUGCCGGUUUCAUUCUUGAGAAUGACAGGCAAGGUACCAUUUCUAUAACAUAUUCUUACACUAAUCAGUCAGUGUUAUCUAACUAUGGGUUGAGCUAUAAAGGAACUUUGACUCAGCGAUGGUGGGAUGAGAGCGAAAGAAAAUGGAAGGUGGCCUGGGAAGCACCACACACAAAGUGUGACAUCUAUGGCAAGUGUGGAGUAUUUGGAAGCUGUAAUUUGAUGAAUUCUCCUAUUUGCCGGUGCUUGAAAGGAUUCAAACCAAAAUACAAGUUAGAAUGGAGUAAAGGACAUUGGGAAAACGGGUGCAUGAGAAAAACAUCAUUGCAAUGUCAGAGAGGAAGUGAAAAAGAAGACGGGUUUUUCAGGGUGAAGGCAGUAAAGGUUCCAGACAACCCUGCAUGGUUAAUUGGAUUGGAUGAAAAUGAAUGCAGAAACCAGUGCUUACAGAAUUGUUCUUGUAUAGCUUAUGUAUUUGAUACAAGUAUUGGAUGUAUGUCAUGGGAUAGAGACUUGAUUGACACAGAAAAGUUGGCUGCAGGUGGUGUGGAUCUUCACCUAAAACUGGCACAUUCCGAACUAGGGAACAGCAGUAGAGCAGUAGCAAUUAUUGCAGCAACAGGGAGCUUACUAGGAGCAGCUACAGUUGUUACUCUUAUACUUGUUCUGUGGAGAAGCAAAGCCCAUAAGAAGCAAGGAAAGAAACUUCAGAGGAGAAAAACAGUUACAGAUAUUCUUGGAAUAGACGAAAACCAAGAUCAAGUUGAGGAGGUUCCACUGUUUGAAUUCGAAGAGGUGGUAACAGCAACAAACAACUUCCAGGACACUAACAAGCUUGGAAAAGGUGGAUUCGGUCCAGUUUACAAGGGAACAUUAGAAGAUGGACAAGAAAUUGCAAUCAAGAAACUUUCAAAAGCCUCAGGACAAGGAGUACAAGAGUUUAUGAAUGAGGUGCUGGUGAUAUCUAAACUUCAGCACCGAAAUCUUGUCAGACUACUGGGCUGCUGUGUGGGAGGAGAUGAGAAGAUGUUGAUAUAUGAAUACAUGCCAAACAAAAGCUUGGACUCACUUCUCUUUGAUCCGGUGAAGAAGGAGCUACUACCCUGGAAGAUACGCUACGACAUCACUCAUGGAAUAUGUCAGGGACUCCUUUACCUUCACAGAGAUUCUAGAGUAAAGAUUAUUCAUAGAGAUCUUAAAGCAAGCAACAUUUUGUUGGAUAAAAACCUGAAUCCGAGAAUUUCAGACUUUGGCAUGGCCAGGAUUUUUGGGGAGAAACAAGACCAAGAUGACAAGAAGAUUGUUGGUACAUAUGGAUAUAUGUCCCCUGAGUAUGCAAUGGAAGGGCGAUUCUCAGAAAAGUCAGACGUAUUCAGCUUUGGAGUCUUGUUAUUGGAGAUUGUAAGCGGACAAAGGAAUAGUAUUUUCUGGUACGAGGAGGAUUCCCUAAGCCUGCUAGGAUAUGCAUAUAAAUUGUGGAAGGAGAACAAUGUUAUUUCUCUCAUUGAUCCAGCCAUUGCUGAUACAUACUUCUCCGGACAGUCCGAAGAGAUUCAGAAGUGCAUACAAGUCGGCCUAUUAUGUGUAGAAGAAUCUGCUCAAGAUAGACCAAAUAUCUCUACUGUUAUCUCAAUGCUUCGAAGUGAGUUAGCAAAUGUUCCACAUCCAAAACCACCUGGCUUCAGUCACAGUCAGAAAAUAAGGAUGUCGGUUCAUCUUUCGGACAGAGCCAACAGAGUUCAUCUACGAAUCAUGCCGCUGUUACACUUGUAAGCGCCCGAUAACACAGGGAAUGUAACUAGCUAACAUGGUUUCCUAGGCCAAUGUGUUGUAAUCUAGUACUAUUGCUUAUAAAUUACAUUAUUAGCUCGAGUGAUGCCUUGAGUUCUUGAAGUUAGAGAAGGGAUUAUAUUAUGUGGUAAAUGAACAAUGCCUUAAAAUUUAACAAGUAUAUCUUGCAGAAUAAACAUCCAUCUAAUCUAACAUCCAUCUAAUCUAACAUAUUAAUUAGGAAAGCAAAAAUCUGUUUUCUAAAUUGUAUCAAGUUAAACGUGCUGUAUCUUGCCACUUCAGUACAAUAGAUAUCAGACAAAUCAAACAGGACCUCUGUUAACAUUUUUGUCUUGCAGCAGGACAGCGACGACCAUUUUGUAACUUGCCACUUUUACCUAGCUAGUUUAGUACAGAGUAGCAAUAAUUCAAUGGCCUCACUUCUCCAAUAGUGAAUUAGACUAAAAAUAACCAGUACAGCAUUGAUACACACACUAAAGUCUACUCCCUAGAUAUUCGACCUCCUAGCUGCACAUUGUAACCUUCCAGCACCAAAGUUUGACAUCAAUUUUUAUCCUUGAAUCGCCA